Molecule: messenger RNA, 3496 nt
Organism: Sinocyclocheilus grahami
Lineage: Eukaryota; Metazoa; Chordata; Actinopteri; Cypriniformes; Cyprinidae
Product: guanine nucleotide-binding protein subunit beta-4-like
Exons: 11
Coding region: 255-1277 (340 amino acids)
Biological process (GO): signal transduction
Molecular function (GO): protein binding
Source: RefSeq, a predicted model, not a curated record
UGUAAGCGCUCUGUGAAUUGCCUUGAAACUAGUACAUUUGUUUUGGAUAUAAAUAAUACGAAAUGAGAGCGUUAAUAUUUUGAAAAAGAAUAAUAAUAAUAAUCUGCUCACCCCUACAGGCGGUAGGAGGAUUUUGUAGUGUUGUUACUUCAGGGUUGGGACCAGCAGUCUUCCUGUUUUAGCAGCAUUGCUUGUAGUUAUGGUCUUUGUCAGUAUUAUCAAAGCUGGGAAGGGAGUGAAACGUGUGGAGGACCAUGAGUGAGCUGGAGCAGUUGCGGCAGGAGGCAGAUCAGCUGCGCAAUCAGAUCAGAGAUGCCAGGAAAGCAUGCAGCGACUCCAGCCUGUCCCAGAUUACAGCUGGUCUGGAUUCAGUUGGAAGGAUCCAGAUGAGAACGAGGCGGACGCUCCGAGGCCAUUUAGCCAAAAUCUACGCCAUGCAGUGGGCUACUGAUUCUAGGUUACUAGUUAGUGCCUCACAAGAUGGCAAACUCAUCAUUUGGGACUGCUACACCACAAACAAGAUGCAUGCCAUUCCAUUAAGGUCAUCAUGGGUGAUGACUUGUGCCUACGCUCCCUCAGGGAAUUAUGUAGCCUGCGGAGGCCUGGACAACAUCUGUUCAAUCUACAGCCUUAAAACCCGUGAGGGCAACGUCAGAGUCACCAGAGAACUUCCUGGACACACAGGUUAUUUGUCAUGUUGUCGCUUUCUGGAUGAUAGUCAGAUAGUCACCAGCUCUGGAGAUACUACAUGUGCUCUGUGGGACAUUGAGACUGGUCAGCAGACCACCACAUUUACAGGGCACAGUGGAGAUGUGAUGAGCCUGUCCCUCAGCCCAGACUCUAGGACCUUUGUGUCAGGUGCCUGUGAUGCAUCCUCCAAAGUGUGGGACAUCCGAGACGGAAUGUGCAGACAGUCUUUCACCGGACAUGUUUCUGAUAUAAAUGCUGUCAGUUUCUUCCCAAAUGGUAAUGCGUUCACUACGGGCUCGGACGACGCCACUUGUCGUUUGUUUGACCUUCGCGCAGACCAGGAACUGAUGAUGUAUUCGCAUGACAACAUUAUCUGUGGCAUCACCUCUGUGGCCUUCUCUAAGAGUGGCCGCCUGCUGCUCGCUGGCUACGAUGACUUCAACUGCAAUGUAUGGGAUACUCUAAAGGGAGAGCGUGCAGGUGUUCUAGCUGGGCAUGACAACAGGGUCAGCUGUUUGGGGGUAACCAGUGACGGCAUGGCUGUGGCCACCGGUUCUUGGGACAGCUUCCUUAGGAUAUGGAACUGACCUUACUGGGUUGGACUUCGGGAGCCACUCUUUCUGAUCACACAAUCACUGUAGUGCACCGCUGCCACACAGGACUCUUCCCUCUCCAUCUCCUCCUUAUAGAUGACCUGGUUUUCUUCAUCUUCUCUCUUUCUUAGACCGCAUUAUCCCACCAUCCUGCAGUCAGUCAAAGAGGUGAGGACCAACAGUGAAGAGCCUUCACUGGCUCUCUGUCUUUUGGGCUUCACGUCUGACUUGAGGUGGGGGACAGACUGUGUUGUGUACAGUAUAUAUCUGCCAUUCUUUGUGCUUGUAUGUAUAACAUACGCACUUCUGACAGUGUUUGGAUGUUCUGGUUUGUGGAUACUCGUGAUGGGUGUCUUGACUCUCCCUGUUUUCUUUUCCUGCUUAAUUUUUUUUCUUUGUCCGCAGUCACAGUAAUAUUUGCCACACAGUGGCCAAUGUAAUUAAUUAAGGGAUUAGGCUGCCACUGUAUUGUAGGCCAUCAGUGUUUGACCAUUGACCUUAAUUUAGUUUGCAUCAGGUAGCAUCAGUCUUGAGUCUAUUGUGUCAUAAAUGGUUCAGGCUCAGCUUGGUAGUGUGUAGUUGUGAGAGAAACACUGACGUCACUGAGCUUGUGUUUGCUAUCCUCUAAGCUUGACAGUAAUGUUUGGCACGAUUCAGUGUAUUAAACUGUAUUGCAGACUGCACAGAAGGAUUUACCAUCAGCCUGUCUGUCCAUCUGUCUUUACUAUCACUAGAUAUACUAUCUGAGAUUUGCUGCUUUCCAUAUUGAAUCGGCUGGAUAUAUGUGAUACAUUUAUGGUUAAAGGGAUAGUUCACACACAAGUGUAAUUUGUUGUCAUUUGCUCACCCUCAUGUUGUUCCAAACCUGUAUGACAUUUUUGUUUCUGUUGAAGUCAAAAGAACAAUUCUAAAGACGAUUGUGCCGUUUUCUAAUAAAUCACAAUAAAUGAGUACUGAUGCUUUUAUACUUAAUGGAUACAAAAAUCUAUAUGAAAGUGUUCCAGGUGACUCUACAUUCUAAGUAGUCUGAGGACGCACAAAAGACUGAGUGAGAAACAGACUGAAAUUUAAGUUGGUAAUCUAAAUUUAACCACUGCAUCCAGAUUGAGUGGGCUGAAUGAACUCAAGAACUGAAUCAGAACAAACCAAUUCAUUAACAUGUCAAGGAGACCUAUUGCAUAUGUCACUGUUAUUGUGUUUUUCACAAAAAGCUGUUGUAUGUCUUAAGAUAUGAAGUGGUACAAAUAUCAUAUGGGCCACUUUCAUGGUGCUUUUGCAUGUGUGGACGCACAAAAAAUGGGUUUGGAAUAACUUGAGGGUAAGUGAUGACAUUUUCAGCAGAACUAUUUCUGGAAAGUAUAAGGUUUAGUCUUUUGUUUUAAUCCAAACACCAAGCAUGGCCUUGAUGGUUUGUGAGACUUCACCAUUGGUGAGCAGGCUGAAAGUGCAACCUGAUAUCUAACAAAGGGCCUUGGUCACUGCCACUGUGACAUUUUCUGCCUUUCUACACACAUUAAGAACACCUGCCCUUCUGAGAUGAAGACCUAGGACUGUAUGCUUUUGCACUAGAAAAUAGUCAUGUGAGACUGCACACACUGGUGUUUCUGCACGUAUUUGAAUUAAUGUGCUUCAGCACUAUGACAAAAAACCUGGAAAAACUGUCAUGGACCACAAGCUACACUGUGCAUAUUUAGUCACAAAUGUGAGUAUUGAAGGUAUAAACCCUCUGUCUGUUUCUGUAAAAUAACAACAAAAAACGCAAGCCUUAAUAAUUUCAUAUUUCACUUGAACCAUCAAUAAUCACCUUAAAUUUGUGCCAAGCAGUAUGAAUAAACAUAUAGACUGGCUUUGUGGGCAUAUAAAAAUCUGUACAAAUGUUUUGUUUUUUGAUUGUGGCAGUUUAGAUUUUGGCAUUUUUUCCCAGAUAUGUUAUUGACGUAUUAAGUAUACUUGCAAAAUUAAUCAUCCAUUUACAGUACCAGAUUGCAUUCAGUAUUCUGUAUUGUUUUGUGUUUCUAUUUCAGGUGUUUAAUUUAUGACAUUACUGUUCAUCAGGUAAAUUUGUUUCAAUACUUCAUUUAAAUCAUGCCGUUACUUGUGAUAUGAAAGGACAUCCAACAAAUGUGGAAGAUCCUCCUUUUUUGAGUGUUUACAACAUUUAGGUGGUUAAGGUAAUUAAGGUAUAUAAAGAACUCUGCAUAGUGCGAUGAAGG